AUAACCCCCUACGAUGAAAUCUCUCUUGCCUAUAUCCUCACCAAGUCGAUUUGACAGCUUUAUAGCACAGACUGGCUCAGUAGACCAUGGACUGCUGAUGACAUCCAUUUCUAUGACUCGCAAGAGCAUUUAAACUACAGUCGCGGAGGAGACGUAGAUCUUCUUCAGACAUAUCACCCCUACGUCCACGUCCUGUUACCACAAACUCGCAUGGAGAUCGCAGCGAUGGCACCACCUGGCUCACGUAUAGACUACUCGGACGAAGAGAGUCAAUGGCGGGGACGCUCCUUUCCCGACGUUCUUGCCCUAGGGGUGCUGCUCAUUGAGGUUCUCUGGAAGAGUAAGGUCUUGCCGCAAAAAGACGACUCUUCGGCGCCGAUUCACGGGAAUCUAGCCAAAUAUCGCACAAUGGCCUUGGCCAUUAUUACCGAAGGUUUCCCCGGCGAUCGCCAGUCGCUAGUUGAGGAAGGUUUUCGGGAUAUUCUGCAAAAGAUCUUCCAUAACAAACUGUUCCAGGGCGAAGACCAAAGGGGGGACAACGGGAGAGCAAUCCGGAGAGAUAUCCUCUUUACAUCGCUCCUAGAGCCUAUUAGAAGAUUGUACGAGGUGGGAGUAAAAGGCCGGGUAAACAGAAAUGGUCAUCAUGCGGUUGUCAGAUCCAUCGAAUGUGGUCCUGGGAAGGCGACAACUGAUUUCGACUAUGGGAUACUCCUAAGCCAAUUCGAAAAAGGCUGCGCCAACAGAAAGAGCCACACGAAAAUAGCACGAGCGCUUACGGAGCUGCAGCAAUUUCCAAGAAUUAGCAAUUUCUUAAGAAAGCUGAUGAUGAACACAGAGCCGUGGGAAAUCAAGGACCCGAUCCGGGUCGCGGUACUCGACACGGGUUGCGACCUCUCUGGGAGAUUCUUCACCCGCAACGGCAACUCUGGUGAGGCGCAGCGGAUCCGCUGGCAUGACUUUGUCACACCAGGCCAGGCUGUGCCUACUGAUGAAGACCCAGAUAGACACGGUACUAACAUUGUAACGUUGUUGUUGAUGCUACUGCCAAUGUGUGAAAUAUUUGUUGGCCGGGUGGCGACCUCGCCAGCACAACUCCCGGAUUCGGUCCCCAACAUUGCAAAGGCCAUCAGCCACGCGUCCACCCAAUGGAAUGCCCACAUAAUCACCAUGUCGUGGGGCUUCGACGAAGAAAAAGGAGAAAUCCGAGAUGCACUCAACAAAGCCUGGGCAAAACGGCAGCAGCGCAUCCUCUUUUUUGCAGCUGCGAAUAACGAGGGCUUUAAGGAGCCCGAAUUAUUCCCCGCCAGCCACUACGUCAACGUCAUCUCGGUCGGUGGUGCCGAGGACGACGGCGAGCCCGCCAAGGGACUCUGCCCAAACCCAAAGCCCGAACACGACGAGGGCGUCUUCUCUGCCCUAGGAGUAGCCGUGCCGUGCGGCAAUUGGGAGGAUAAGCCACCCGUAAAGUCCGGCGCAGGAGGAACCUCCAUGGUACCGGUGGGCAUGAGUGGCUGCUCUUUCGCCGCUCCGGUGCUGGCGGCGACAGCGGCCCUAUUCCUCCAUUACGCAACCUUUGCGGCACAGUACAGGCCUGAGAACGAAAAGAGACUGCAAAAGAUGUUUGAACCACAGGGGAUGCGUCGUCUCUUCCGCAAUAUUGGCCAGGUGAACAAGAGAACGAACGUGAGACGAUGGUUUGUACGGCCCGAGCACUUGUUUAGCCCAAAGGCGGUGAGGAAUUUGGACCAUGGCGAUCUAAUUACAGAAAUGAUUACCGCUUUGCGUUUGUAGGUUUAUAAGAGAUCAAAUAGGAACAUAUAGUCUUGUAGCCACAAAAUCCCUCCCGGAAUGCGAGUCCAAUGUAGGCUAGAGUAUGGAGAAGUUGUAAAGAAGAAAAACAACGCUGUAACCGUAUGAAGAGCCAAAGUUAAAACCAGGCAGGUUGCAAUAUCGAGUGGUUCCAUCCGUAAAUAAAACACAUGAGCC
Ilyonectria robusta is the source of this 1986-nucleotide messenger RNA. RefSeq names its product peptidase S8/S53 domain-containing protein. Lineage: Eukaryota; Fungi; Ascomycota; Sordariomycetes; Hypocreales; Nectriaceae. Gene Ontology annotation, molecular function: serine-type endopeptidase activity. Bases 211 to 1791 code for a protein of 526 amino acids. The record is from RefSeq and is a predicted model, not a curated record. The transcript has 3 exons. Gene Ontology annotation, biological process: proteolysis.